Molecule: messenger RNA, 879 nt
Organism: Westerdykella ornata
Lineage: Eukaryota; Fungi; Ascomycota; Dothideomycetes; Pleosporales; Sporormiaceae
Product: P-loop containing nucleoside triphosphate hydrolase protein
Exons: 2
Coding region: 260-811 (183 amino acids)
Cellular component (GO): cytoplasm; nucleus
Molecular function (GO): ATP hydrolysis activity; ATP binding; AMP kinase activity
Source: RefSeq, a predicted model, not a curated record
AGCUAGCUACCUAGGUAUGCGCCCAACAACGACUUUUCGUUUCGAUUCGUUCUUUCUUUAAGGGAAUAUUGGGCUUUGUGGAGUAUUUACUCUCGACAUCUUUGCCCAGGAAUCUUCCUGCUGUGGACGAUCUACUCCACAUUCUUGGUCAAGAGCGAGGUGCGAGAGCUUGAACAUAGACCCGAUAGUUUCCGACACAGACGGGCAGUCUAGCGGACCAAGCAGUCUCCUCAAAUAUCCAUAAUAAGCACACGGAGAAAUGGGCCGCAAGAACCCCAACAUCGUCAUCACGGGGACGCCGGGAGUGGGCAAGACGACGCAUGCCGAGGAGCUGGCGCGGAACCUGGGCUUCACGCACCUGUCGGUGAACCAGAUUGUCAAGGAUGAGGGCUUCCACGAGGGGCGGGACGAGGAGACGGGGAGCUGGUUCGUGGAUGAGGAUAAGCUGCUCGACUACCUCGAAGCGCUCCCGCUGCACACGACGGGCGGCUACAUACUCGACUGGCACGCCUGCGAUCUCUUCCCCGAGCGCUGGAUCGACCUCGUCAUCGUGCUGCGGUGCGACUCCACCAUGCUGUACGACCGGCUGACGGCGAGGGGCUACACGGGGAAAAAACUGGAGGAGAAUAUGGAUGCCGAGAUUAUGCAGGUGUUGCUCGACGAGGCGAGGGAGGCUUACAGAGAGGAGGUGGUGGUGGAGCUGAGGAGCGAGGGGACGCGGGAUUUGGAGGAGAAUGUCGAGAGGGUCGAGCGGUGGGUGGAGCAGUGGAGGGAGGACCAUAGGGAUGAUGUAGAUGGGGAGGAGAGUUAGAGUUAAGAAGCCUUCGGAGAGAGCGAUGGGGGGGAACUGCAUGGAAUGGUGUUUGGGCGUUCUGUCUG